GCUCACGAUCUCUUGGCCAAAAUGGUGCGGAUCGGUUUGCAGCUUAAGGCUAAUCUUGAAAAUGUUACAAAUCUUAAGGCUGAAGGUGAAGAUUUUCGUUGGUAUUUGAUGCUGAAAUGUAUGAAUUGUGGAGAGGUGACAAAGCAAUGGGUCUAUAUGUGUUUGAUGGAAAGUCAGCCUGUAAAGGGUGGUAGAGGGUAUGCCCAUUUUGUGUCCAAGUGCAAAUUAUGCCAUAGAGAAAACUCUGUCGAUAUCAUGAAGGAUAGUAUACAUCCAUAUUUGGCCAGCCAUAAUGGAAAAUUCCACACAAUAGUGUCCUUUGACUGCCGAGGAGUUGAGCCCACUGACUUCUCACCAAGGACUGGUUGGACAGCUGAAGGGGAGAAUACGUCAACUCCAUUUGAGGUUGACCUCACAGAGAAGGCGGAGUACCAAAAGUGAUGUUUCUUGCUUCAAAGAGGCUUAAAAGGAUUGGUCGGAUUAUGACGAGAAGGCCCAAAAUGCUGUCGGCGUUUACGGGGUCACUUCACAAUUCAUAAAGCUGUAAAUAUAAAGGCUUUUGCUGAAGUGAAAACAACCUGUGGGUAAAGCAGGAUAAAGAUUUGGAGCCACAGAAGGAAACUCUAUAUAGAAAGAUUUACUUCAUUCCCCAAAGUCAAUAUUGUGAACUGACAUUACUUGAACAGAUUCUAUAAAGUAAUGAUUUUAAUUAUAUUUUGUAAAUUGCUGAUAAAAAUCAAGUAACUCUUUAUGUUUAAAUAGCUGCUAUACCUUAUAGUUGUAACUGGUUCCUCAAAAUAAACUAUACUAUUGGUUGACUAA
Messenger RNA from Nematostella vectensis (starlet sea anemone), 822 nucleotides. Its product is annotated as UPF0587 protein v1g245604. Gene Ontology annotation, molecular function: zinc ion binding. Lineage: Eukaryota; Metazoa; Cnidaria; Anthozoa; Actiniaria; Edwardsiidae. The record is from RefSeq and is a predicted model, not a curated record. Bases 22 to 441 code for a protein of 139 amino acids. The transcript has 9 exons.